Molecule: messenger RNA, 1581 nt
Organism: Ostreococcus lucimarinus CCE9901
Lineage: Eukaryota; Viridiplantae; Chlorophyta; Mamiellophyceae; Mamiellales; Bathycoccaceae
Exons: 1
Source: RefSeq, a predicted model, not a curated record
AUGCGCGCGCUCGACGUCGCCGUCGUCGAGGGACGCGGCGAGGUGUUCGCCGAUCCCGGCGCGACGGUUCGAAUCGUCCCGAUCGUGCGCGCGACGUCCGAAAACGACGACGACGGCGAUCGCGAUGACGAUGCAAUCGCGACGCGAAUCUGCGCGACGGCGACGGCUCAAACGGCGCGCGACGAUCGCGACGAGCCGCGAACUAUGUUUCGCGAGGAAUUCUCGGGCGCGGUGACGACGGAAAACGCGAGAGCGCUCGCGCGGGUGACGGGGAUCGAGAUUUUCGUGACGAGCGCGUCGGGACGCGACGCGGCGCGCGGCGCGGCGACGCUGGACGCGGACGCGCUCGCGAGGCUCGACGACGACGACGGCGAGGCGCGGGCGGUGGUGCGAGGGACGUGGUGCGAGGUGCGGGAGAUCGUGGGCGAGGACGAUGGGGUCGGGGCGACGGUCGGGCGGGUGUGCGCGCGGGUGACGGCGCGAGGCGACGGCGCGAGGACGCGAGGCGCGAGCGAGGGGGGGGGUCGCGAACGGCGAACGGCGAGGGAGGGCGCGACGACGACGACGACGACGGCGGCGGUGCGCGCGGAGAUCGAGGGGGGGGGGGGCGAGCGCGCGGUGGUGGAGGCGGGCGAGGGGGGGGCGGCGGCGACGGCGACGGCGACGCCGGCGCCGAGGCGGGAAAACGUCGCCGCCGUCGCCGCGGGGUGGCUUCGGGGAGUCGUCGCGCGCGGACGACGCGACGACGGGGCGCGAGAGAGAGAACGCGAGAGAAAACGACGGGAGCGCGAGGCGGAGAUCGAGGAGAAGCGCGCGCGCAAGGAACGAGAUAGGAUUGAACGCGAGCGAGUCGAGGCGGCGAAACUGGAACGCGAGGCGCAACUCGAGGCGUUUCGCGCCGCGGAGCGGGAUCGACGCGCGAACGACGAGACGGCGUCGGGGGGAGGCGCGCGUGAUGUCGAUCGGGGCGAUGCGUCGCAGCCUGGCUCGCCGCGUCGCAGCUUUCACAUCCCCAACGUCGAGGAGAUUAAGCAACGCGUCAGCGAAGGCGCGCAUCAACUCGGCGAAGUCGCGCAUCAACUCGGCGAUCGGCUUCGCGAUACCGGCGAUAAAAUCGCGCACAACGUGAACGAACAAGCGCAUCACGUCAAGGACGCGCUUCGCGAUACGAACAAUCGCGUCGGCAAAGCGCUCGCGAAGAAGCGCUGGGUGCGCGACAUCGCGGCGCGGCUGUCGCCCAAUUCCAUUCUCGUCGUCGCCAUCGCCAUCGCGCUGGCGGGUCUUCCCGAAAACCGCGACAAGGCGAGACGCAAGGCGCAAUCGGUGAAGAAGCGCAUAAAAGAAACGCGACGCGAAUCAUCGGAGACGGCAAAGGCGAAGAAGAAGACGGCGAGCGAAGAAGAAGAAGACUUACCCGAAGUCAUUUACAACGAACUCGCCGAUCCGGACGAAGAUACGCCUUUCAUCGGUCGCGGGCCGACACCGCGCGGCGUGUACGAGGUCGUCGAAGGCGACACGUUGUGUUCCAUCGCGGGUUGCUUCAACCUCGAUUUGAUGGAGAUCAUCGAUAAGAACGGCGAC